Caenorhabditis elegans is the source of this 669-nucleotide messenger RNA. RefSeq names its product CLaudin-like in Caenorhabditis (gene clc-4). Bases 16 to 600 code for a protein of 194 amino acids. Lineage: Eukaryota; Metazoa; Nematoda; Chromadorea; Rhabditida; Rhabditidae. The record is from RefSeq and is marked reviewed. The transcript has 6 exons.
UUUCAGUGAUCCUGGAUGUGCUCGUCACUGACUCAACUCGUGUUUGGGGUUGUCAUGCUGGGAGCUAUUGCUCUCACCCUUGGAGCCACUUUUUCCGACAAGUGGCGCACUGUGGAAAAGGACCUUCUGGAUCUUUAUGAAGACGUUCAACGCAACCAUACAGAACGUUUGACGGGAAUACUUCCAUUCUUGUGUGAAGAUGGUGCUGUUGGAUGUGCGGGAUUUUGGAAGGAAAUGAAACCCUAUGAAAAAAUUGUCGCAAUUUGUAUGAUCGCAGCGUUAAUUUUGGAAAUUGUCGCUUUCGUUUGGAAUUUCCUAACCUCAUGCACCUGUUGCUUCAAGAAAUAUUUACUUCAUCCACUAUCCCCACUCUCAUUCCUCAUCACAAUUUUUCUGACUGUUGCCAUUGGAGUUUUCUAUUAUAACAGCGAUGAAAUUAAAGAUGAUGUCAAUAUCCAGAAGAUUUGGGAUGCGGAAGCAAAGGAUUUGAAUAUUAAUAUUGGAUCCGCUUUCUGGAUGGCCGUAGGAGCAUGGUGUCUUGUUGUGAUUGACACAAUUCUUGCUUCCUUCGCCAUUUUUUUUGCACAACACGGAGUUUAAGCUUUCGAGCUCAAUUCUGAUAAUUAUGCCGUUGAUUGUUUAUCGAUAAAUUAUGGGAUUCGAAACAAA